Hyla sarda is the source of this 1394-nucleotide messenger RNA. It is a transcript of the gene DLX1, whose product is annotated as distal-less homeobox 1. The transcript is spliced from 3 exons. Gene Ontology annotation, biological process: negative regulation of transcription by RNA polymerase II; embryo development; cell differentiation. Gene Ontology annotation, molecular function: DNA-binding transcription factor activity, RNA polymerase II-specific; RNA polymerase II cis-regulatory region sequence-specific DNA binding. The record is from RefSeq and is a predicted model, not a curated record. Bases 236 to 991 code for a protein of 251 amino acids. NCBI's taxonomy places the organism in Eukaryota, Metazoa, Chordata, Amphibia, Anura, Hylidae.
CCCCCAAAGAGACAAAACUCCAUUUUUCUUAUGAAUGGGAAAGUGAAAAAAUCCGAUCUGCUUUAAAUUAGUAUCCCUUCUUCCUGUAGCAGGAGGACCCCCUUGGAAAAUUUAAAAGAAAGGGGGGGAUCCGCCAACAAGGAAGGAAGAAAAAAAAAAAAAUAAAUUAAAGAGAGAGAGAAAAAAAAAUCUCCCCCAAAAAAUAAAGGCAGGAAAAAAAAGGAAGAGAGAAGCAAUGACCAUGACUACUAUGCCAGAAAGUCUUAACAGCCCGGUGUCAGGGAAGGCGGUGUUCAUGGAGUUUGGGCCACCGAACCAGCAGAUGCCACCUUCCCCCAUGUCCCAUGGACACUACUCCAUGCACUGCCUGCACUCCCAGCAUGACAGCUCGUACAGCGGAGCCUCGUCCUUCUCCAGACCUCUGGGUUACCCCUAUGUGAAUUCGGUGAGCAGCCAUUCCUCUAACCCCUACAUCAGUACCGUGCAGCCCUACCCCAACAGCUCCAGCCUCAGCCAGAGCCGCUUAGAGGAGACAGGGGCAGACACAGAGAAGAGCACGGUGGUGGAAGGUGGGGAGGUUCGCUUCAAUGGCAAAGGGAAAAAGAUCCGCAAACCCAGGACUAUCUACUCCAGUCUCCAGCUGCAGGCACUGAAUAGGCGGUUCCAGCAGACACAGUACUUGGCAUUACCCGAGAGAGCAGAACUGGCAGCAUCCCUGGGACUCACCCAGACACAGGUAAAGAUCUGGUUUCAAAACAAGAGAUCCAAAUUCAAGAAGCUGAUGAAGCAGGGGGGGUCAGCAUUGGAAAGCAGCGGAUUAGCUAAUGGUCGGUCACUAUCAGCCGGGUCCCCUCCAGUCCCCCCAGUAUGGAACACCCCUACAUCUUCUGGAAAAAACACCUCUGGGACCCCAGCUGCUUACAUACCCAGCUACACCUCUUGGUAUCCAUCAGCCCACCAAGAAGCCAUGCAGCAGUCCCAGCUCAUGUAAACAUGACUGCAGCCAAAUAUUUGGUGGAACCCAGAAUAAAACUGCACACAUGACAUGAUCCUAUAAAACAAAAUAGAGGAGAAGCUCAGUGCCUUGACAAGCCUGAUGAUGAUGAUGACGAUGGUGACUCCAUGUGUGGAGCACAGAUAUAUAUGCACCAUUGUGAUGGGGGCUGGUACCCAACUGUUGACACCUGGCAGAGCUGCCUCUACCCAUCCUGGCACUGGGCAGCCUGGCUGCAUGGAGUGAGGAACACAUGAUACAUUCUGAGGACAUUUGGAAGCAGAGAUGCUUGUAAUGAGGGGAACAUUAACAAGGACCCUCUUGUCUGUCUUUGUCUUUACCAAUCUGUGCUCAUCUACCCAACCUCUGUUCUCAAAAAAAAAAAAAAAAAAAAUUAAAU